Messenger RNA from Microthlaspi erraticum, 831 nucleotides. The record is from the annotation of a GenBank genome assembly. Lineage: Eukaryota; Viridiplantae; Streptophyta; Magnoliopsida; Brassicales; Brassicaceae.
AUGAAUGGAGGUCCUUCCGGUUUCAAUAACGCUCCGGUCACGAGAGCCUGUGUCAUCACUUGCGCCCUUUUCACUGUGUUCUUCGGGAUCCGUGGAGGUUCUUCCAAGCUCAGCUUGUCUUACCAGGAUCUUUUUGAGUUUCGGUUAUGGAAGUCAAUCUUAUGGGCUUUUGCGUUCUCGUCCGCAUCAGAACUGUUGUUUGGCUUGUAUUUGAUGUACUACUUCCGACUCUUUGAGAGACAGAUUGGUUCAAAUAAGUAUUGGAUUUCCAUCUUCUUCUCCGGGUCUGUAACACUUAUUCUAGAGAUCAUCAUGUUAUCACUGUUUAAAGGAAACCUAGUGACAUCUGGACCGUACGCCCUCAUAUUUGCAUCUUUUGUACCCUUCUACUUGGACAUUCCAGUUUUAAAGAGGUUUCGUGUACUUGGCAUCAACUUCUCUGAUAAAUCAUUCAUAUAUCUUGCAGGUCUCCAGCUUUUACUAUCAUCUUGGAAAAGAUCCAUCAUUCCUGGAAUUUGCGGAAUAAUUGCUGGUUCCUUGUAUCGGUUAAACAUCUUUGGUAUCCGCAAGGCAAAGCUCCCCGACUUCAUGGCUUCGUUAUUUUCCAGCCAUUCUCAAGCACCAAGAAUGACAACGCCCAACUUAGGUCGCCAAGCAGUGAGAUCUUACCGUGCUCCAGUGCCGUCUUCAAGUAUUGAGCCAUCUGAGGAAGCCAUAGCUACUCUAGUAUCUAUGGGAUUUGACCAGAACGCAGCGAGACAGGCUCUUGUACACGCCAGAAAUGAUGUCAACUCAGCCACCAACAUCCUUCUUGAAGCACACUCUCACUAA